UCCGCCCUUUCCCGGAAGGGAGGCGGAAGGGCCGCCCUGGAUCUCCCUCCCCCCUCCCACGCGCACCUGGCCGCCAGGUGGGGCCGCCGCAGCCCCGAACGGGCCUCCGGGGGGCCGGGCGGACGAGGAGGAGGAAGAGGAGGGCCCAGUCCGAGGAAGGGCGCGGCGGCGGCGGAGUCUGCCCCCCUCAGCAGGCAGGAUGCAGAGAGUACCAGUGCUGCUCUUCCUCGCCUGGACCUGCUUCCUCUUCUUCUCGGCCAUCGGACUCUUCACCAGCGGCUUCCUGCUCAUGCGUGUGGAGCUGGCCAACCACAGCAGCUGCUCGGACCCCCUGGCCGCCUCCCUGCCAGGGGCCAGGGCCCCCCUCGGCUCCUGCUGGCUGCCAAGGCGCUUCCCCAAAGCUGUGCUCGUCAUCAUCGACGCCCUCAAGUUUGAGUUUGCCCAGUAUGACCCCUCCAGGCGGGAGCCGCGGCCUUACGAGAACAAGCUGGGGUUCCUGCACCAGCUGGCCAGUUUGCAGCCCCUGCAUGCCCGCCUCUUCCGCUUCCGGGCCGACCCUCCCACCACCACAAUGCAGCGCAUCAAGGGCAUCACCACCGGCUCCCUGCCCACCUUCAUUGACGCAGGCAGCAACUUCGCCUCCUACGCCAUCCAGGAGGACAACUUGGUCUGGCAGCUGGCGCAGAACGGGAAAAGAGUGGUGUUCAUGGGGGACGACACCUGGGACGGGCUCUUCCCCCAGGCCUUCCACCGCUCGUACUUCUUCCCUUCUUUCAACGUGAAGGAUCUUCACACUGUAGAUGAUGGAAUCCUGCAGCAUUUGUAUGAGACAGUCGAUGGUGGCGAGUGGGAGUUGCUGAUUGCCCACUUCUUGGGCGUGGAUCACUGUGGCCAUAAGCAUGGACCAGACCAUCCGGAAAUGGCCAAGAAGCUCUCGCAGAUGAAUGACAUGCUCAGGUCACUGGUUGACCACCUGGCGAAUGACACGCUGCUCCUGGUAGCAGGGGACCACGGCAUGACGGGGACCGGGGACCACGGAGGGGACAGCGAAGAGGAGGUCAACGCAGCCCUCUUUGUGUACAGCAAAGCCCAGCUGUUCCAGAGCCACCCGCCUCAGGAGCCAGAGACCGUCCCGCAGGUGAACCUGGUCCCCACGCUGGCCCUGCUGCUGGGGGUGCCGGUGCCCUACAGCAACAUCGGGGAAGUGAUGGCUGAGCUGUUUGCUGCAGAGGGCGGCGCUGCCUCCUCGCUCCUCGCCCAGCUGGAGGCAUACAGCAUCAACGCCCGGCAGGUUGACCGCUUCCUGCGCUCCUACUCACGGGCAGCCCAGGACAUAUCGGUAGAGAAGAUGCGGCGGCUCCAGGACCUCUUCUCUGCUGCCGUGGAAGAGCAUGAGCAGCUCUCCGCCCAGCUGGGGCCUCCUGCUCUGCCUCACCUGGAGCACCUCCGGGGCCGCUUCCGGCGCUAUCUGCAGGAGGCGAGGGCCGUCUGCGCUGAGUCCUGGGCCCGGUUCCACCCGGCCCGCAUGUUGGCUGGCUGCGCCCUGCUGACGUCUUCCUGUGUGCUGUGCUACGUUGCCUCCAGAGUGGCCUCGGGCCUGAGCUUCUCCUACCGCCGCCUCCUCCUCUACCCCGUCCUCUGGGGUGUGGUGGGAGUGGCCCUGCCCGGCCUGGCUCACCUCCUCGGCUGGGCCGCUGCGGACCUUGUCCUGCUCUCCUCCUGGGGAGCGGCAGCCUCCCAGUGCGGCUUCUUCUGGCACUGCUGGGCCAAGCGGCCAUGGAGGAGCCACGCGGCCAGCGCUUGUUCUCCCUCUGCGGGCACCAGCCUGAGGCAGAGGCUGCGAGCAUCGGGGCUGGGCCUGCCCGGAGGCAUCCUGCUGGCUCGCUGCGGCGCCAUGCUCUCAGACAGCUUCGUGGUGGCCGAGGCGCAGGUGGCGCCCUUCCUGCUGGCCUCGCUGGUUCUGCUGCUGGUGCUGCGCCUGCACUGGGAGGGGCGGCUGGAGGGCGCCUCCCCCCCGGCCCUGCGGCUGCUGGGGCUGCUGGGCGUGGUCCUCGCCUGCGCCCGCCUCUCGGCGCUCUUCCGGCAGUGCCGCGAGGAGACCCCCUGCUGCCGCUCCUCGACGCUCCUGGCCCCGCUCUCCAGCCUGCAGGACCCGGGGGCCAAGAACUCCUGCUACCUCCUCUGCCUGGCCGUGCUGGCCUGCCUGGCCUGGGGCGUGCGCCGCUGGCUGCGCCACUACGGCAACCUCAACAGCCCCAGCGCCCCAGUGCUCUUUGUGCGCUGGGGCUUCCCACUGCUGGCCGUCUGCGUCGGGGGCUACUGGGCCAUCACCUCCGGGGCCGAGGAGGCCCUGGUCAAGCUUCACGCCUGGGUGCAGCUGGCCCUGGUGGCCUUCCCCCAGGGGAUCUUCGGCCUGGUGCUGGUGGGGCUCCUGCUGGUCCUCUGGGACCCCGUGACCGUCUUUGUGCGCGACAGCCGGGAGCCGGCCGAGGCCCCCAUCGUCUCGCCCAGCUCCCAUGCGGAGCUCCAGCACGUCAUCCCCCAGCUCUACCGACGGAUGCAGCAGUCCCUGAAGAGCCGCCUGGACGAGGCCAAGUCGGGCGGCAGGGCCACGGUCGCCGCCUAUGGGCUGGGCAGCGUCUACUCGGCCGCGCUCCUCAUCUGCCUGGCCCUGCUGGGCUUCCUCUUCAUGACGCUGCACAGCGAGCGGCUCAGCCUGGCCUUCCUGCUGCUCUUCCUCGAGGCCUUCGCACUGCUCUGGAUGCACGCCUGCGCCGUGGCGCUCUCCUCCUCCGCCUCCUCGCAGGCCGAUCCCUUCGUGGUGCCCUGGUACGCCCUCAUCGCCUGGGCUCUUGCUGCCGCCCAGUUCUUCUAUGCCACAGGCCACCAGCCAGUCUUCCCAGCCAUCCACUGGAACGCAGCCUUUGUCGGCUUCCAGCAGGGGCAUGAAACCAACCUGCUGCCGGCGCUCCUGGUCGGGGCCAACACCUUCGCCUCCCACAUCCUCUUUGCAGCCGGCUGCCCUUUGCUUCUGCUUUGGCCGUUUGUCUGUGAAAUGCCCACCGCCUCCAAGGGCAAGAAGUCGAAGGCAGAACUUCCAGACAGGGAGGAGCAGAUGAUGGAGAUGAGGCUCCGGGAAGCCCCAGAGAAGUUUUCAGCAGCGCUUUUGCAGCUGGGGCUCAAGUACCUGCUUGUUCUGGGGCUUCAGAUUCUGGCUUGUGUCUUGGCAGCAAUCAUUCUCAGAAGGCACCUUAUGGUCUGGAAGGUGUUUGCCCCCAAGUUCCUCUUUGAAGCUCUGGGCUUCAUGGUGAGCAGCGUCUUCCUCCUGCUGGGCAUCGGCCUGGUGAUGCGGGUGGACUGCGCCGUCAGCCUGUGGUUCAAGCAGCUCAUCCUUGCUCAGUCCAGGUAGCACGAGAGGAAGAGGGACCUUCUGGCAGUGCCCCCCCCCCCCCGCAACCGCAGAGAGAGCCUUGGGGAGAUUCUCGCGCUGCCCACAACUCAGUGGGCUCAGCUUGGUGGCGGUUGCCGGGUCUUUUGUUUUGCAGAAAGAGCCUUCCCACGCUCCAAAGAGACGCCCUGAUUUCACUUGCCACUCACAGCUUGUGGGUCGCCAGUGAAACACUGGGGAGUGGCCCUUUUGUUCUCUGAGUGGGGGGAAGAAAUGCAGAGGCAGCUGCCCCUUGUUUCCAAAGAGAACACUUACGGCCGUGUGCGGCUGAGAUCCAGAUCUGUGGGCAUCACCCUUGCGGGUGACUUCCUUGCUUCUCCUUAGUUCCUUCGUGGGACUGGAGCAGCUGCACAUGGGGUGGGGGUGGGGGUGACGCUGUGGGCACUUCUUGGGAAUGGCAGAAAGGGAAAUCCAUGCCCAGAGCUGGAGAGGCCAGAUUCUGGACCAGGAAAAAGCACCCUCCGAGCUGACUGCCAACAGAUUCUUUGCCAACCAGAGGAAGGUCUUGCUUUGACUGCUCUUUGAGGAAUAAAUGCCGCUGCUAUUUCUAACUGGUGGCUGGUAGCACCUUCAGAAAGGCUUGAUCGGUCUGUGGUUUUUGCUCAAAGCCCUGUCGGUGCAGAAACGUUUCUUCUCCUUCAAGAACCAAGGCUCCAACAGGAACAGAACACCCUUCUUGGUUGCAGGCACCUGGGUGGCCCCCAGCAGUGGCCAGAAGUUCUUUCGGGACCCAGCGUUUUUGAAGAACCUCAACUUUUUGGUGCUGAAGCCUAAGUCUCAUUUCGUCGCUGAGACUUGGUUGUGUUUUGAGUUCCAGAUUUCUGGAUCUGGCCUUUUGAAGAAAAAAAAUUGGAGUUCCAGUUCUCCACUAGGUAAAAUUUGGCAUGGCCGCUUGGCAGCCUCUGGCUGGGUGUUCUGGUAGUUUCCUGCGCUGACUUUGCUACAAAGGAAGCUGCUCAGUCCAUCCAAGGCAGUGUAGUCUGCUCAGACAGACACGCUUUCCCGGCCUCAGGUAGAUCAUCCUUCCUCAUCACUUCUGCCCGUGUCUGCUACCUGAAGAUCCCACACCUACUGCAUGCGAAGCAUGUGCCUGUCCCACUGAGCCACAGCCUGCCUCCCCACCCCUGCUUUUAUGCCUGCAGUAGUGUUCUGUGUAACUCCGCACCACUUCCUCAUGGUGCCAGAACCCACCUCCCUGCUUCUCCUCCUCCUUUGGGGACAGACCCCUCGUUCUGGGCCUCACUGGCUGCUCUGGAGCAUCAAGCCCAAAGGUCCCUUCCUUGAAGGAAAGGUCUGGGGAGAGCCAUUUCCAGCCACAAUUAGCCUGAACCUGCUGUGUGCUCAGGAGGAGGACGCAAGAGACGCCCUCUUUAUCCUUGGCUGCAUCUCUUCCUCCCUUUGGGCUUGUUAGUAAAGGAGUCAUCAAAUGAAUAUGCUCUGACUUGCUGUUUGUUGCUUCAGAAUCCAUGUUCUGUCAAGGACUUGGCUGCUGGAUUCCUGCUCUGCUGCUUUGUCUCCCUUGAGAAGGUUGUUGGGUCUUGCUUUGGCUAAAACAGAGAUGGGAUGCCUUUCAAAGAUGUGGGUUGGUGGGGCUGCUUUCAGAGGAUCUGCAUGGGAAGAGGGGAAUUGCGCCCGGAGUCCCAUUUUUAUUUUUCUGCAAUGCCUUCAAGGAGUCAGCUUUGCAUUGAGCAUGUGAGGCUGCUCAAGCGGGGACCACUUGGCCUGCUGGAUCUUGUGAUGGAUGGAUGGAUGGUGUCGCAGCAGCCUCAGCCCAGGGAACUCGUCACAGUGGAUGUGGAAUGGACAGGUGCCUGGAAGCAGCUGAGCAGUUGUACCACUGAACGCUGCAAGAUUUGGCCGUGCUAAGACAUCCCUGAUCUUUGUUUUGCUCUGCCUUACCAUACCUUGGAAAACGGAGGACGCAACUCCCAAUGUCAACACCUUCCUCUGAUGUUUGUUUUCAUUGUCAGUUUUCUCGGCUGCUCCAGGGUAUUUGAGCCACGGGAGUGACCCUAAUGCUGCUGUGCUUCUGUGUUCUUGUGUCAUGGUAGAUACAUUCAUUUUUAUGGCCAGCUUACACAGUGCACAGGGAACGACUUCCAUGAGGUGGUUGCAAAGGCUUGUGGUUGACAUUCUUUAUGUUGGGGCUGCUGCAGGCAAACAGGUGGGGCUGGUGGGGGGCCUGACCUUCUCCAGCCCCCUCAAACUCUAUGCAUUCUCUCUGCCCAGUAAAGCAAUGCUAGUGAGACUUUCAGCCUUGCCUGCCAGUCCAGGUGCGUUUGCUGCUUCUCCCCCUCUACACAGAAUUGGUGCCUUAAAAAUCCUCAUUAGCUGAAGCUUCCCUGAGACACGGGGAUCUGGUCCUGAGAACCCGAGAAGCCAAGCCAGUACAUUUUUCUGCCCCAAACUCGGCACAAUCCAAGAGGUUUCUUCCUGGCAUCUCUUGCCGUUUUGCAGAUGUUUGGGGCUUAGCUUCAAAUAUCACAUGCCUGCUUCCUUGCAAUCCCUGAUCAGUCAGUAUUCUUAAGUGUCCCCUAAGUAGCCCCAGUUUGUCAGUUCUGAGCACUUGCUCUGAAGUUUAGUACCCACCAUUUCCAUGCAGGGGCAGAUCCAGGCUCAUUAAACAUGAUUUGCUGCUCUCGUCAGCAUCCUUCUCCAUCCAUGAUUUCACAGCUGUUUGGUUUGAAAUUACUCAAGGUUAGCACUGCUGGCUUUUGCUUAAAAAGAACAGAAGUCGUACAAAGAGUUUCAGUGGUUAUACUCGUUAUGACUCACUACCUCCAGGAUUGGGGCAGUAAAUGCCUCUGAAUACCACUUGCUGAGGCAUCACAAUAGGCAAGGGCUCUAGAUGGGCUCCCUUUGGCCUGAUCUGGCAGCCAGGUUUUCCUUACAUUGCACUCAAAGAGCCAGAAUUUCCCCAGGUGACGGCCUGCUUCAUCUACUGUUAGAGGGAACUGUGAGCUGCAAGUUGGAGGAACCAGAUUGAGAUCUUGAAACUCAGUCUCCUAAGGGACAGUUGCUUUUACUAUGAAGUAUUAUGUCAGAAAAUCUGGGCUUCAAAAUCAGAAGUGCUGCUUUUCAAAUGGGAAGGAAUUACGUUCAAACGUUUGAAACCAUCAGUCAGGGCCUGUGUUCUUUCUUGGGCUAUAAAAGCAAAAGAGAAAUGCUCCUGUGUUUUUAUAUCCUGGAUUUUCUGAUGUUUGUUUCAUAGUAUAUAGAUAAUUCUCCCUUAGAGGACCUGGGGACUUUCUACCUGCAAUUCUGCUGCUACAUGCCACAGAAUCCUUCUCUGUAAAAUGCUCUGGUGUAUUCUAGUGUUAAGGAAGCACCCACAAAUAGCCAGCCCUGUGGGUUUUGUCCUCCCCAUAGAUAUGUACAAAUCACACUUAGCAGGUUGCCGGAGCUUCUGUGGCUCAGACCAGGGGCAUCGCUAGUUCUGAGCUGGAGGUGGGCUUAUUCCUGCCCAUCCUGCACAUGGUCACUUUAUAGAUUCCUAGCAGGUGCCAUCCAUACUAGAGUUCUCAGAUCUGGAAGGGUAGCAGAAGACUGAGAGUAGUGAUAAACCCUCCAGUGCCUUUAUUUGGCCUGCUCCUGCCUCUGAGGGAGACCAGACCAUGGUCUGUAGUCUCUCCCCGCUGGAACCAUUAUUGCCUAGGGCAAGUGUUUUCACCUUAUGUGCCUCUCUAUCCUGACGUGCAAAACUGGGUAUGCCCUGGCCUACCUCUGAGGGUAUGUUUUAUGGGAAGACCAAGAAAAGGAGUGGCUUUGCAUAGAAUAACUCUGCAGCUUCUUUUUUGUUUCUGCAAUAUGAAACCAAAACCCACGAGCAAGUAGUUCUGCGUUGGUCCUUUUAUGCUGAAUAGUCAUCCUGUUAACUUCCUUUGGGGAGGGUCAAAAGUAGGUGUUGGAAGUUUUUUUUAAGAAAAGGGUUUUCGGUGCACAAGGUUGAAAGGGGAGACGUGUGCCAGGGCUGGCUCUAAAACUGCUGUAAAUAAAAUGUCUGAUCCCAAA
Messenger RNA from Podarcis raffonei (Aeolian wall lizard), 7459 nucleotides. It is a transcript of the gene PIGO, whose product is annotated as phosphatidylinositol glycan anchor biosynthesis class O. Gene Ontology annotation, molecular function: mannose-ethanolamine phosphotransferase activity. Bases 200 to 3409 code for a protein of 1069 amino acids. The transcript is spliced from 11 exons. Gene Ontology annotation, cellular component: endoplasmic reticulum membrane. Gene Ontology annotation, biological process: GPI anchor biosynthetic process. NCBI's taxonomy places the organism in Eukaryota, Metazoa, Chordata, Lepidosauria, Squamata, Lacertidae. The record is from RefSeq and is a predicted model, not a curated record.